Molecule: messenger RNA, 3750 nt
Organism: Scatophagus argus
Lineage: Eukaryota; Metazoa; Chordata; Actinopteri; Scatophagidae
Gene: map7d1a
Product: MAP7 domain containing 1a
Exons: 19
Coding region: 419-2779 (786 amino acids)
Biological process (GO): microtubule cytoskeleton organization
Cellular component (GO): microtubule cytoskeleton
Source: RefSeq, a predicted model, not a curated record
ACUAGCACAGCAUCAGCUGUAGUGUGUCGGAGAGUCAGAAACUUCCCUCACUCCGACUCGCCCGCUUCCUCUCUCCCAAAUUCCCUCAGACACGGUUUUACUUAUCUUCCCCCAGGAGCAGCUAUACUCACCGGCGCCCCUUUCAACAGGCUGGUACGGCGUGGGUUUUUUUUGUCCUUAUUUAUUUUUUAAGCCCUGUCUCUGGUCUAUCUGGAGGCUCUCAGGAGGGGUUCCUUGCCCGGUUCGUUCAGGACAUCGGACGCAACAACUUCAGUGACGCGACCAAGCCCCCCCACCCCAUCCCCCACCACCUCCUCCUCCUCCUCCGAUUCUGCCUGAGGAAUGAGAGGACUGCCGGAAAGGAAGAGCCAAAACUCGCAUGUUUGAAUGAACAAAAGAACAGAAAGCGGGGACUGAAAUGGAGGAAAAUACUCUGCUAGGAGCAACAUCUCCCCAGUCAGAUCUGAGUACAAACCCUACGAGACCGGAUCCAGAGGGGGAGAGCAGCCCCUCGAAGAUGGACAAAACCCCCAGAAUGGAGUCUCCAGCUAAGAAAGAUACAGACCGGAGAUUGACUACCCCCACAAAAUCUGACGCCCUUACGCGAUCACCUGGGUCUCCUGCAUCACCUGUCCCAAGGUCGAAAAGGAAGGAAGACAUCAUGAAGUCAGAGGAGAGGCAGAAGCUUGCCAAGGAGCGCAGAGAGGAGAAGGCCAAAUAUCUUGAAGAGCUCAGCAUGUUACAAGCUGCUAAAAAGACCCAGUGGCUGGAGAAGGAGGAGAAGGCCCGGCGGCUGAGGGACCAGCAGCUGGAGGAGCGCCGCAGAAAGCUUGAGGAACAGCGGCUCAAGGCAGAAAAGCGAAGGGCUGCCCUGGAGGAGAGGCAGAAACAGAAACUGGAGAAAAAUAAAGAACGCUACGAGGCAGCCAUCCACAGGUCAACCAAGAAGACGUGGGCAGAAAUCCGUCAGCAGAGAUGGUCCUUGGCCGGCGCGCUAAGCCACAACUCCAGCCAGAAAGAGAGCAGAUGCUCUGUGUCAACGGUCAACCUGCCCAAACAUGUGGAUUCUGUUAUAAACAAGCGACUGUCCAAGUCCUCCGCCACGCUCUGGAACUCCCCCAGCAGAACCCGUAACCUUGCACUGAGUCCAUGGGAGAGCAGCAUCGUCGACCGGCUGAUGACGCCAACGCUGUCUUUCCUCGCUAGAAGCCGCAGCGCUGCUAGUGUCCUCCACAGUGGCAGAGACGGUCACUCUCCUCUGUGCCCCCGUUCAGCCUCAGCCAGCCCCCUCACCUUGUGUGCCCACCAGCCCCAUCACCGCUGCUCAGACCGCUGGAGAGUGACAUCCAGCACACCAGACAUCACCCAGCGCCAACACAGACGGAGCUCCACACCCAUGGAUAAAAACAAGAAAGAAAAGAGAGACAAGGAACGGGAGAAUGAGAAGGAGAAAAGUGCCAUCACUAAAGAGAAGGUGCUUAAGAAGAGACAGUCGCUACCCAGCAUGAGACACAGACCUGAUCCAAGUCCCAGCCCUCUAUCAAGACAACGGCCAUCAUCCCCAGCCACCCCUAAGGGCAGAACCGCCUCCCCCAGCCCCGCUGCGUCCCCCAAGCCUCCAUCAACUCGUGGAAGCCCGUCGACUCCUAAAGGUCGGCCAAAACGAGCCAGGACCCCUGCCAGGAUAGACCACCGCACCUCCUCCCCUGCCCCUCUCGAAAGAGUGAAGGAGCCUCGCAGGCCCGCCACACCUGAGGAGAGAAAGGGUUCCCCUGUGGUUCCCGCCAUCGUAGUAUCCUCAGCCGCUGCCUCACCGCCUGCAUUGAGCACACCCGCUAGAACCACGGCAGCCUCCCCCUCACCUGAGCCGGUCCACUCAGCUCCGUCUGUCCCUGCGGCAUCACCUGCACCCUCACCAUCAGCCAAGCCCAUGGCCGGCACAAACGACCCUGAGGAGGCGGCUCGCAUCCUGACAGAGAAGCGCAGACAAGCCCGAGAGCAGAGGGAGAGGGACGAGCAGGAGCGCCGCGAACAGGAGGAGAAGGAGAGGAUUCUCAGAGAGGAGAGAAUAGCGAGGGAGGCGGAGGAGAGGCAGCGCAGGGAGGAGGAGGCCCGCGCCAUGGCCGAGGAGCAGCGGAGGAGGGACGAAGCUCAGCGCCUGCAGGAGGAGAAGGAGGCUCAGGAGAGAGCCAAAGCCGAGCAGGAGGAGAACCUACGCCUGCAAAAACAGAAAGAAGAGGCUGAGGCUAAAGCCCGGGAGGAGGCGGAGAAGCAGCGUCUGGAGAGGGAGAAACACUUCCAGAAGGAGGAGCAGGAGAGGCUGGAGAGGAAAAGGCGUCUGGAGGAGAUCAUGAAGAGGACACGCAAGACAGAUGGAGGUGACAAGAAAGAGACAAAGCCCACCCCGCUUGCACAUGCCAACGACAAAGAGGCAGACGGCAGCAAAGCAUCUGCUGAGUAUGAGCCAAAGCCAGAGGUCAACCUCUCCAAUAACAUGACAGAAAAUGGACAGACCAAUAUCAAAGAAAGUAGCCCCUCAGUCCAAGUAGUUAAUGGAGUCCAGCCUGCAAGGCAUGAAAAUGGUCUGUCCACCAAAGGAGACACUGCCCACUAUGGAGAUAUCAUCCAUCUCGCAAAUCACGGCAACACCACUAACGGAGCACGGGAUAAGUCUGAGACCACUGUGGCCAGUGAGCCGAUCCUCGCGUUUGAAAGUGAGGAUUCAUUCAUGAAAAAGGCGGGGCCCAUGAAGCCUCAGCAUGUUGCAGAGGUCCUGUGACGUGUUUAAGUGCUCGUCGCCUUAGGCCACUGACCUUUCUCAGCCCUGCCAACGCUCGCAUGGGGAGCUCUGUGACCUGUGCCAAUGAACGACCUUUUCUGAGCCCCUAUUAGCAACCAUGCAUCUCUCUGAAGAUGAAGUGGGCCUCAGGAGAUGAUGACCAAGCACCAGGACACGAGCAACAAAACAAAACAGGAUGAAAGGUGUUUCCGCAAGCAGCACAGGUGCAUCAGUGUUAAACAUUUGUAGAGAUCUUUGUGGGACAGUUUCCAUGCACCUUAAUACUUGACCGUAUCAUCCUUUUUACAGUACAGCUGAGUAAUUAUUACAAUAAGCUGUGGUGGUUGUUGUCUUUGUUCUUUAGUUAUUUAACUGAAAGAGAAAUAUAAAAGACUGGGUACAUUUUUGUGAAUAAUGUAAAUUAACUUCGUGGGACGGACAAAGGAGGGACGGGGGUCUGUGGAUUGAAGCUGUAAGAAAGGGAGUCAUUUUAUGCCACUUUUCUCUGAGUAGACCUUCUAUGUGAAACCCAGGUAUUAUACAUCCUGGUCUGUAUAAAGAUACCUGUAACAGUUUUUUGUAAAGUUGAACUGAGAAAUCUGGAAAAAAAAAAUUGAAAUGUAAGUUCAAAUGCAACGGCUUCUUAAUGUGUGUAAACAUAACGUCUGUCUCAGCUAUGACUGAUUGUAUGCAGAACUGGAUGUAAUGAUGAGUCUCCAACCUUCACGCUUAAGAAACUUCAAGUUAUCAAAGUUCACAUCCCGAUAAACAGGAAUUUAUGCCACUAUUUAAUAGUUAAAGCUGUGUCUAUGUCAGAUGUGCAAGCAUGACUAUUCUCUCAUUUGCAGUAAGGUUUCAUGGACUCAUCUGUAUUUGAAAUGCUGGUGCGUGUACAUGCUAUAAUUACUUUGAUGUGCAUUACAAGGUCAAUGAGAGUAUCUCAAGUCUUAUUAAAGACAAGCUGUCCAGUC